UCUGGCCCUCUUCCUCUCCAGUGCUCCUCGGUCGCGGCUGACGUUGGACAACAGAGAUGGCGGCAGGAACCAGCAACUACUGGGAAGAUCUCCGGAAACAGGCCCGACAGCUUGAAAAUGAACUUGAUCUGAAACUGGUUUCCUUCAGUAAACUGUGCACAAGUUAUAGUCACAGUAGUGCCCGAGAUGGAAGACGCGACAGGUAUAGUUCUGACACAACACCCCUUUUAAACGGAUCAAGCCAAGACAGAAUGUUUGAAACAAUGGCUGUGGAGAUCGAACAACUCUUGGCAAGGCUUACAGGAGUAAAUGACAAGAUGGCGGAGUACACCAACAGUGCUGGCGUCCCUUCCCUCAAUGCAGCACUCAUGCAUACGCUGCAGCGACACCGAGACAUCUUGCAGGAUUACACACAUGAAUUUCAUAAAACCAAAGCAAAUUUUUUGGCAAUACGGGAAAGAGAGAACCUCAUGGGAUCAGUACGAAAGGAUAUUGAGUCAUAUAAAAGUGGUUCUGGAGUGAAUAAUAGAAGAACUGAAUUAUUUCUGAAAGAACAUGACCACCUACGAAACUCAGAUCGACUGAUUGAAGAAACAAUAAGCAUCGCAAUGGCAACGAAAGAAAAUAUGACGUCCCAAAGAGGGAUGUUGAAGUCUAUACAGAGCAGGAUGAACACGUUGGCCAAUCGUUUUCCUGCAGUGAAUAGCUUAAUCCAGCGGAUCAACCUGCGCAAACGUCGAGACUCCCUCAUCUUGGGUGGUGUCGUUGGCGUCUGCACCAUCCUCUUGUUACUGUAUGCUUUCCACUAAUGGACAUUCUCUAGAGACUCUUGACAACCACCACUUCCUUGAGUUGAUUCCAGUUACAGAGCAGUGGGAAGGAGACAUGGACAGACCUGGAGAGUUGUUGACCAUCAUCAUGUCAUUUAGGGCCUGUGAGAGGCUGUGGUGCUGGGCCGGGUUGGGGCUGAAGCUGCAAUGUUUGUGUCCUCUUUUCACCAAAAUUUAUCUCCCCCUUUUUGUUUCAAAACCAAACCAAACCAAGAAAAGUUUUCAAUCCUUCUGUCUGUCUAUGAGGUGAGUAAACAUAUUAAGGGAAGUAAGUGGCUUCAUGAUGGAAACUGGUGAUUGUUCACUGAAAGAAAAGUACAUCUGAAGCUUGAGUGUCUUCGGUAGGCCAGUGUCCCCUGAAGUCCAGAUUCCAGAUUCUUUUGGCCUGUGACCAGUGUAUUGCAGCUUUAAGCCAUCGGGGUGGUUUGUGAAUGAAUGCAGCUUUUUUUUUCUUUCUUUUUUUAAUUUGUAGUAAUCAGUCACAGGUCAUUCUGAGUUGUCUGUGCUGUAGAUUUCUACUCUGUGUCUUCAGUCUUUUUUUUUUUAAUAUUCAAAGAUAACUCAGUUUGCACAGAAACUAACCCAACUGUUUUGUUGAACAUAUGUCUAAUUUGGGGGACUUUUGGGAGACAGCCUCACUUUAGCAUAAGGAAGACUGAGACGGUUGCCCUAAUUCAAAUGCAGUGGAAUAUUUGUUCUAACCAUGAGCAAACUGCAAUGAUAGAAGCAUUUUUGGUAUAUAUGCUUUGGUGGGCUAGUGGUCAUCUAAAAAUCUUUGAAAAAAGACACAGUGGUUUUUUAAAAGGUUGUUCAUUGUUUUGACUUUGGUUUCUUUUCUUUUUUUUUUUAUUGAAUUAAUGUUUUCUGCUUUGAAAGUAGAAUGAAAUCUCAACCCUACUAUGAAAUGAGAAACUUAGGUUACCUCAGCCAGCUUUCAAAAGUCCCUCAAACUGUCACAUGCCCCAAGCCUUCCUGAGUCAGAACUGACAUACAUUGGUCCCUGAGGAAGAGUAUGGUCCAUCUUGCAGUCAGGCAUGCUGCACCUUGAGUAACUGUCAUGUGUAAACAAAAACAGUCAGAGAGCCCCCAUGCCAUCCUCUGCUGCAUUAGCUAGGCCAUCUUCUUGCUCCUGCUGUGUGAGGGAACCAGGUCACCCUGUGUCUGUCUUGAUGUAGAAGAUCUCAUCUGGUCAAGGUUUCUGAACCUUCAGAAUGUUAUUGUUGUUCAGCAUACAUGUUGCAGAAUCUUGUUGUCAUCCGCUCCUGUCUUCUGUCCGUCACUGACAAAAUUAGAAACUCUCCACUAGAGUUCCUUAAAGUUCAAUCGCUUGAUCAGUCCUCCUGGCAAUUAAUUCCGCAUCUUGGUAGUAUGCGAUGUGGAGAUUUGCCCAACAUCUCUGUUCCUUUCCUGGGGGAAAAAAAGGCUGCUUUAAACCAUUGGAAUUUCUAAUUCAUGCUCUGGGCUCCACCAGAAGGACUUAAAGAACUUUGAAUGUGAUGCCAGAACCGCCUCAUGGUGUGUAGAUUAUAUUGUUCCUGUGACCUGGAUAGAGGCGUAUGUCUAGAGUGACACACUGGUGUGAUAUGAUACAGAGACUGCAGAGAUUUUUCUUUUUGAUGUCAAAGUUCUAUUGCCUUCUGGAUUAGACAGGGAUGUGAUAAUAAUAUUUUUAAAUUAUUGGGUUUAUUUUUCUAUGUAUGGGUUGAUCACUUCAUUGAUUGGGGAUGCCCUUGAUUUGAAAGAAAAUUAGUUUUCCCUCCAUGAAGCUUGAAGGAUCAGGGAAGUAAAUUCAUUAAUUAAAUUCUCUCUGUUGGGAGAUCAGAGCUCCCCAGACACUUACUAUCUUUGAUUUUUUUCAAAGGGCCUCAAUUGGUGGUUGUGUCCCAGCUAGAGUUUAUAGAGCUUUUGGUUACUCUAUAGUUGGCAUUUAUAAAAUCUGCAGUAUCAUAAAAUAAAGGUAUUUAUUUAAUUAUAUAACCAGUCUUUUUACUGGUCUGAUUAUUUGGUGCAUUCAUUAAAUCUAAUUGUAUGAGAAUCAAACUAUUAUAGAAAAAUAAUCUUGCUUACUACAACUAAAUAAUCAGUUUUGUUGGCUGGUUAACCUUUAAGUCAGGGUCAUGCAUAUGUGAAGGAAUAGAAUUUCUGUCAGGUAUCCUUUGUUUCUUUCGUGGUUAUUGCUAAUGAAUUUUACUUCGUAACAUUCCUUGACCCCUCCCCCCCGCCACCCCAAAACCCAUAUGAUCCAUUAUUACUGUUGUGUCUUUCACUAGUGCUGGAUACCAGUGGCCAAGACAUCCUCGUUAUCAUCAGGGUUUCUGUAAUGGCUUUGUUUAACGUAUCCCUACAUUCUCCAGAAAGAUCCUUCCAAAAAAAUGCUACCAACCCCUGUGAUCUCAUAGAAUGUAAGGUUUGCAAGGGCCCCUGGUGCUCAUCUAAGCCAGAGAAGCUAAGUUAUUUGCCUGAGAUCACCCAACUAGUCAAUGGCAGAAGUAGCUCUGGAGCCCAGAUCCCUGACUCCUCCUAGUCCAGCAUGCUUUCUCCUAUCCUGUAUUAGAGCAAGAAAGGGAGGAGUGCUGUUCUUGCUCCCAUGUAGCAUUUGGUCCACAAUACCUUAGGCCUUUGAAGUUCUGAUUUUCACACUAAUCCCUGCAGCCUGUACCCUUGUCUUUAAAUUCAUGUCUUUUGCCUGGAAAAAGUGUAUUCUUGUUGAGAAGAGAAGGGCCAAUUCUGAAAUCCUAUUUCUCUGCCCUUCACCCCCCCCCCCCAAAAAAAAAGCUUUGGGGAAGAAACAUUUAGUGCCAUGAAUUUUUCUUUUUUCUGUCUUAUUAACAGCCAGAUGCUCAGAACUUUCUAAUUCACUGUCAAGAUGAGAAAUCAUGCAACAAAAGAGGCAGGAAAUUCCAAAAGAUACAUUUUUUUCCUUUGGGUUUAUUGAUAUCUUAGUAAAAUGUUUAAUUAAAAACUACUUGGUUCUUUCCUAAUUCAAGCCAUUAGCUCUAGGUGCUUUUGGUCUUUUGUCCUGGUAAUUUUCCAUUCAUAUAUGAAUGAGUUAAAGUGCUCCCUAUAAAAUACAUUAUUUUACUUUUCAUAGGAUAAGAGUUUGGAGAUUUAGAGCGGAAAGAGACCUCUGAGGUAAUUUAGUCUGACUCUUUCAUUUUAUAGAGAGAGUAGAUGCGGGGGGGGGGGUCAGAGAGGGUGAUUGCCCAGUGUCACACAGGCAGAAAGGGGUAGGGCUUGAAUCCAAACCUACCUCCCAUGCUAGUGCUCUCUCUACUCCAUUACUUGACCGUCAUAUAUUCGCAUUCUCAGAAAAAGGCUUUUCUGCCUGUUCACUUGUAGGUUUGGGUGUAAGAAAAACCUUCCCAGUAAGGAAAGUUGAUCCAUGGAUCUUACAGCUGUGUUUAUGGAGGAAAAACCCUGAAAGUGAAAACAGCAUGGCAAGAAAUGCCCUGUGAGGUCACUUCCUUUCUUUAUGUUCAAGGUCAGAUACAUUCACCACUUUCUCUUUAGCAUUGGAUACUACUAAAUGCAUCUUAUUAAAAGAUUGUGCUUGUGGCAGUAUGAAUGGAGUACCUGUUUCUUAUAUGACAAGGAGAAGGCUUAAUCCUGUUAUAUUUUCAAAUUCUGCAACAUAUUAAAAAUUGAAGGACCUCAAUCAUACAUGCCAACCAUUAACUUCUCUAGUUCUCUUUAGCUAGAUUUUUUUUCUUUUUAUGACAACCAGCAAUGGAAAGGAAUAGAACGUCCAGCCUAGACUGGGUUUAUUUAUUUGUUAUACCUCAAGUUAGAUUACUAACAAGUUAGAUAAUUACAGUCCACCAAAUAAUUGAUGACCUCCAAGAAUUUUCACUUAACCCUUCCCUGAGGAUAUUGACACUUGGGUUACUCUGGCUAGACCUAAAGUAACAUUGACUUCUGUGGCAAGUGUGACUGAUGAGUGAGUAACUCCUCAGAGAACUCCAAGAAUUGUGUUCCAUCCUCUGAGGCAGGAAUCUGUUUUGCCUCUUUGAACUCAUAUUAAAAAGAUGCACAACUUUGUUCAUAGGCCAGUCCUAUUGAGUGCAUCACCAAACUCAAAUCUUUCUAGAAGGUGAAACUAAAGGAAGGGCCAGACACGUACCAAGACUGUUUGUGGAAUAAGAAAUUAAUACAAAGCUGAGCCAUAUUUUGGGGUCUUUGGUGACUUUCUCUGUACCCCAGAUCUAUCUCACCCAGGUACUGGGGCCUUUGCAUUUGCUUUCAUUCUUUAAGCUCUUAAAAGGGGAGGGAGAGAAUCAGUUACCAUCAUACGUCACCAGGAUGAAAGAUGUUUCCUCAUGAAAAAUGCCAAUAUAAAACUCGUCUAUUCUUUUCCAGUUGCACUUUCUAUUUUUUUCUUUUAAAAUAGCUUAUUGGAACCUAUUUUAUUGUAUUUGUAAUUAAUUUUUAUUCUCAUCUAAUGUGCAUUUUCUGUCUGUAUAGAAAAAGCUUUGUUAUGUAAUUUAAUAAUAAACUAGAAUUCUAA
Messenger RNA from Vombatus ursinus (common wombat), 5334 nucleotides. RefSeq names its product golgi SNAP receptor complex member 1 (gene GOSR1). Gene Ontology annotation, biological process: endoplasmic reticulum to Golgi vesicle-mediated transport; vesicle fusion. Gene Ontology annotation, molecular function: SNAP receptor activity. The coding region runs from base 57 to 809 and encodes 250 amino acids. Lineage: Eukaryota; Metazoa; Chordata; Mammalia; Diprotodontia; Vombatidae. The transcript is spliced from 9 exons. Gene Ontology annotation, cellular component: Golgi membrane; SNARE complex; cis-Golgi network. The record is from RefSeq and is a predicted model, not a curated record.